Messenger RNA from Vitis riparia (riverbank grape), 2190 nucleotides. Its product is annotated as wall-associated receptor kinase-like 1. Gene Ontology annotation, biological process: protein phosphorylation; cell surface receptor signaling pathway. Gene Ontology annotation, molecular function: protein serine/threonine kinase activity; ATP binding; polysaccharide binding. The transcript is spliced from 3 exons. The record is from RefSeq and is a predicted model, not a curated record. Lineage: Eukaryota; Viridiplantae; Streptophyta; Magnoliopsida; Vitales; Vitaceae. Gene Ontology annotation, cellular component: plasma membrane. The coding region runs from base 1 to 2190 and encodes 729 amino acids.
AUGGUUAUGAAGUUGGUUCUUCUGCUCAUCAUCUGCUUGCUAUGCCUAUGCCUAUGCUUAACAGCUGAAGCAUCAACACCACUUGAAUAUCUGGUAAAGCCAAAUUGUCAGUCUCGAUGCGGAAACGUUGUCAUUCCCUUCCCAUUUGGGAUCGGGGAGAGCUGUUAUCUGAACGAGUGGUACUCAGUAAAUUGCAGCAACACUUCCGGUGCUGCAAAACCCUUCUUAAACCCUACUAAACUCAACCUGGAGCUGCUGAAUGUAUCACUGGAACACCAAACAGUGACAGUUUAUAGUCCCAUAGCUUCCUAUGAUCAGCAGAAAGGGAGCAGCGACUUGCAGACAAGUAUUCAUUUAGACCAAAGCCCGUUUCUGUUCUCGACGCUCGAUAAUAUAUUCGUGGUGUUGGGUUGUGGCCAUGCAAAACUCAUGGAGCAUGAGAAAAUCUGGGCAGGUUGCACCUCCAUUAAUUGCAGCGAUAGUUUUCCUGAUCAAGGUUGCUAUGGCAUCAACUGUUGCCAAACCACAAUUCCAACCAUAGAUAGCUACUAUCUGAGCACCUACAGUGUGAAGUUUACCCUAGAUGAUGAAGGAAACAACCACUCUACCUCCACUCAUGCCUUCUUGGUGGACAGAGACUGGUUUUCUCGCAACUUCACUGAACUGGAGGAUGUUAGUGUGAAGUAUGCUGCGUUAUCGUUGUUGUGGAUGAUAAAAGAAGGGGACAACGCCAACUCUUCUUGUAACGGCUCCGAUUACUACAGCUUGUCGAUUGGAUCUUAUGUUCAUUCUUCUUGUGGCUGCCCAUCGCGUUACGAAGGCAACCCUUAUCUUCACGAUGGAUGUGAUCAUGUUGUCAAAGAAUGUGCCAACUGUCUGGAGACAUGUGAUUAUAGUUACAUAUUCGACAAUCAAAGUUAUCGAAGUUAUCAUACUGAGUACUAUUGCAUCACAAAGGAUAGGUCGUCAAGACCUCUAAUUCUAGGUUUUAGCAUUGGUGGUGGAUCAUUAUUACUACUCCUUGGAUCUUUUGGCUUGUACAAAGUGGUGAAGAAAAAAAAAGAGAUUAGACUUAAAAAACGAUUCUUUAAACGAAACGGUGGUCUAUUGUUGGAACAACAAAUCUCUUCUGACAAAGUUGCUGUUGAGAAAACAAAAAUUUUCACUUCUAAGGAGUUGGAAAAGGCUACUGACAACUUCAAUUUGGAUCGAAUUCUUGGUCAAGGAGGUCAAGGAACAGUUUAUAAAGGUAUGUUAACUGAUGGAAGAAUUGUUGCAGUUAAAAAGUCAAAGAUAGUUGAUGAAAGCCAAAUAGAGCACUUCAUUAAUGAAAUUGUGAUUCUUUCACAAAUCAAUCAUAGGAAUGUAGUUGGGCUCUUGGGGUGUUGCUUGGAGACAGAGGUACCUUUAUUGGUUUAUGAGUUCAUUUCCAAUGGAACUUUGUUCCAACAUAUUCACAAUCAAGAUAGUGACUUCCCACUUUCAUGGAAAAUGCGUCUACAAAUUGCGAUCGAGGUAGCUGGGGCACUUGCUUAUUUACACUCAGCGUGUUCAAUACCAAUUUAUCAUAGAGACAUCAAGUCUACAAAUAUACUUUUAGAUGAUAAACAUAGAGCAAAAGUGUCAGAUUUUGGAACAUCAAGGUCUAUUUCUAUAGAGCAAACUCACUUGACUACUCUUGUACAUGGGACUUUUGGUUACUUGGAUCCAGAAUAUUUUCAAUCAAGUCAAUUUACUGAAAAAAGUGAUGUAUACAGUUUUGGAGUUGUUCUUGUUGAACUUUUAACAGGACAAAAGCCAAUUUGUUCAACAAGAUCACAAGAAGAGAAAAGUUUGGCAACACAUUUUAUUUUGUCAUUACAAGAGUCUCGUCUAUUUGAUAUUCUUGAUGCUGGGGUUGUAAAGGAAGGAGAGAAAGAAGAGAUCAUGGCUCUUGCUUACCUUGCAUAUCAAUGCUUAAACUUGAGUGGAAGGAAAAGGCCUACAAUGAAAGAGAUUACCAUGGAAUUAGAGCAUAUUAGAAUGUCUCUUCCACCUUUGAAGGUUGAGCAAAAUUUUGAAGAGAAUGCAUGCAUCGAAAUGGAAAUAAUAGGCCCUCUAGAUAGUACUUCAUCUUUUAGAAGGUCAUGUUUGAAUUACCCCAAAGCAUCUUCCUCAGAUGAGCAACCAUUGUUAUUUAACGCAUUAUGA